AUGAACCAAUUACCACUAUCAUUUUGUCUAAGCUCUGGAUUCCAUCAAUUUAUGGCCGUCGUAGAACCAAACUAUAAAAUAAUCAGAGAGGAAGCAUUAAAAAAAAGACUACACUUUUUUAAGUCAACCGUCGAAGAAAAAAUCCGAAAUGAUUUAAAAGCUGUUCAAAGUGUUGUAUGCACAUCAGAUUGUUGGUCUUCAUUGGCCCAACAUUCUUAUAUAACUAUAACUGCACAUGCUUUAAAUAAUGAUUGGUCUCCGAUGUCAUUUACUUUAACAACCCAAGAAAUGGAAGAACGGCAUACAGCUUUAAACAUAGCUGACAAAUUAGAAAAUGUAUUCUUCAACUGGGAAAUUAAAGAUAAAGUUACGACUGUUAUAACAGAUAACGCAAAAAAUGUAGUAAAUGCCGUUCAAUUACUUUCUAAUACAACUAAUAAUAAUAUUCCAGAUGUGACGUGUGCAGCUCAUAGUUUACAACUAUCAAUAAAUAAAGCAUUAAAAGAAGAUACAAUUUCGGAAAUAAUUAAUCAGAGCAGGUUAGUAGGACAUUUUAAACAUUCGAAUUUGGCAAAACAAUCUUUACUAAAUAUACAAAAACAAUUAGGUAUGCCUGAACAGCCUUUAUUGCAAAGUUGUAAGCACGGUGGAAUUCAAUCUACCUAA
Molecule: messenger RNA, 666 nt
Organism: Macrosiphum euphorbiae (potato aphid)
Lineage: Eukaryota; Metazoa; Arthropoda; Insecta; Hemiptera; Aphididae
Source: the annotation of a GenBank genome assembly